This is a messenger RNA of Rosa rugosa (rugosa rose), 360 nucleotides long. RefSeq lists its product as uncharacterized. The transcript has a single exon. The record is from RefSeq and is a predicted model, not a curated record. Bases 1 to 360 code for a protein of 119 amino acids. Lineage: Eukaryota; Viridiplantae; Streptophyta; Magnoliopsida; Rosales; Rosaceae.
AUGGCUAGAUCACAGAGCCUUAAUGAUGGGACUGUUAAAGUUCAUUCUUCCAUUGCCUUGUUGCAGGAGAGGUUUAGGCAACUGCAGAGAGCGAAGGAGAUGAGGGAGGAGAGAGAGCUCUUGAGGCAGCUCAUAGCCGAAUCUGCUGAGAGGGGUAAUCAAACUCAAGCCGCCCCACAUUUUGAGCAGAAGGGCUUGGUGUUUCAAUCUGAAAUGACAGGUUCUCAGCGUCAGCCACAACCCCAAGCCUCAAUGUACCUCCAACCCAGUUACUUGCAGAGCAAGCAAAAUUAUCAAGCCGUCAUGCGCAGACCAAGCAAACUUGAUGAUUCGGAUGUGGACACUUCUCUUCACCUUUGA